Messenger RNA from Colletotrichum abscissum, 717 nucleotides. RefSeq lists its product as uncharacterized. Lineage: Eukaryota; Fungi; Ascomycota; Sordariomycetes; Glomerellales; Glomerellaceae. Bases 1 to 717 code for a protein of 238 amino acids. The transcript has 3 exons. The record is from RefSeq and is a predicted model, not a curated record.
AUGGCUACUCCCAACGGAACAGAGCCACCCAAUUUCGGCAGAGAAGAACUCGAAUCGCGGUUCAACUCCGUCAUGACGCUGUCCCGUUCUGAAGCUCCACGCGCCCUUGUGCAGCAAGCUGCGGCCGCGCUUCUUCUGGAAUCAGGGCUUCUUUCCAGAGAACAAUCCCUUCUCCAUUCUUUGCUCACUCAUGUCCCCGAGGGAUAUGUUGAGCACGCGGAAGAAGCGCUCAGGCAUGCCAACCUAGCCGCAUCCACCAUGUCGAUCAUCUACCCUGUCAUUGGAGAUGAUGCGCAGCCACUGAUCACCAUAUUGGAGAUGUCCCUGGAGAAAGCGCGUCGCUGCAAGGCCAUCGUUGACCGCGCGGUAAAGGAGAAAGUGGUUGACACACAAGUUAUGAUGAAUCUUUUUGCCAAUGAAGACGAGCUGAAGCUAUUCCUCAAGCGAUACAUCGCUGCCAUGGACGCCGCCCAUGGACCUCCUCAGACCCUGCCCGCGGAUGACCUUUUACUCGAUGGAGCGUCUGCUUCUGAUCCCGAGACGAGUUUGCUGUUCAGCCGCCUCUCGGUUCGUCUGCGAUUCGCCAAAGAAGCUACGGAAGCCGCUUCCGAGGAUCCUGACCCAGAGGAUGCUGCUACUCCCGAGAACACUACCCCCAAAGUCCAAGAGACCAGCGGCAAUACUCCUGAUGCGGCGAUCAAGCCAGAGCUUAUCUAA